Molecule: messenger RNA, 1540 nt
Organism: Triticum aestivum (bread wheat)
Lineage: Eukaryota; Viridiplantae; Streptophyta; Magnoliopsida; Poales; Poaceae
Exons: 2
Coding region: 67-837 (256 amino acids)
Source: RefSeq, a predicted model, not a curated record
GAUAAAAAAAAGGUAAAAUCCGGAGAAAAAAGAGGGACGGAGAGCGGCGGCGCCCUAGCGAUCUCGAUGCGCGACGACCGGGCUCCAAUCGAGAGCGGCGGCGUGCAAUUGAUCGCAUCGUCAGCGGCUCAGCCUCCGCGCCGGAGCAGAGUAGCCUUGCGCGCAGACGGGCCUCCGCACCAGAGCAAAGUACACAUGUCUGUCAGCGGGGUUCCAAACAAAGAGAAGAAGAGGACGAAGAGCCGCAGCACAGAAGCGGCCGCAUCGUCCAUGGAUCCGCCAUUGCACCAGAGCAGAGCACCCAUGUCUGUCAGCGGGGUUUCAGUGGAAGAGAAGAGGAGGACAACGGGCUCGAUGCCUAAGCCUCCACGCCGGAGCAAAGUAGCCUUGACUGCCAAUGGCCGUCCUGUGGAUGGUGUACGACGUGCCGACGUCAUUGAAUACUACAAGCAUAGCGGUGGAUCCAUCUACAGACAAACUGAUUUUUUGUCCAAACUUUAUCGUCUCCAUGAUACCAACGAGACUGAGCUGGAGCCAAUGAUGAGGUCGGAGCCAUCAGACGGUUGCUCGCUGAACUGGAGGCCCUGUGAAAGACAUGCCGAUUGCACCAUGAUGCAGAUAUUUUCACUGAAGCUGGCGUAUCCUCCUGCUGGAGACCAAGUUAAGGUGUAUGGAUUCAUGGCUGUCCGGGAUACUCGGGACCAUCUGCGUAACUACAUCUUCAACCGCACCAGAGAUGACCCUUUCAUUGUGGAACAAGAGGACGGAUUUAUACAGUUGUCCGGACCCAAGAGAGGCAUCUGGUGGUAUGACAAGCAGCUGGUUGAUUCGACAUGAGGAUCAAGAGAGGGGAAAAUGAAGCGGAUGAUCUGCAGCUCAUCGACGGCGCCGUCUGGUUCUAUGACGGUUGCUCGCCGCAAGCUAGAGUGCUCACGCAACGCAUCGACGGUGACUAUGGCUCGGUGGACAUAAGCUAUGCGCUCCUGCAAAUGGCGAUGGAGGCCACGGUGCAGAUUGCUGUGUCGGAGCUGGACAGAGACAUAGGCCUGCUUGUAAGGGCGUUUUACGUCAGUGAUCUCUUGCACCAGGGGAUGCAACUGUUCGAUGGUGUUAUCCCUGCUGAUGCUGCUGGUGGUGGUGCGGACAGUUAUGAGUUAGAUAAGUAUGUGGUUGCUGCUUCCCGGCACACCAAGUUGGCUCUGCAAAUGAGGAUCUGUUCUUUGCAUGAUGAUGAUGAUGUUUGGAGAUAUUGUCUCCGCCCAGCCAGUGCGCAUGGAUCUGACGACUUCAGUUUCGCGCUCAGUUUCGCGACCAUUGAUGUGAAGAUCUCUUGGUCGACAUUGGACUAGAUCACAUCUCCUAUCUCCGGUCGACAAGUGACAUAUAUGAGAUGGUGAAACUGCAGUCGAGCUUGGUACAAGUAAAUAGCAAUUUUACUUUGGUAGAUGUACUGCCGGCUUGUUUAUGUCAGAUUAUCCGCCCUGACGCUGAAAUUAUGCUUGUGUAUCUGGAAUAACACAUUGUCUCCUUGUAAAUACUU